This is a messenger RNA of Eruca vesicaria subsp. sativa (arugula), 477 nucleotides long. Lineage: Eukaryota; Viridiplantae; Streptophyta; Magnoliopsida; Brassicales; Brassicaceae. The record is from the annotation of a GenBank genome assembly.
AUGCUUACUGUUUGGAGUUGUUCUUGUCAGGGAGUGUUGUUCACAUUUAUAGAUCUUACUGGGAACUCGAGAGUGAUUGAUGAUACUGCUUACUUUAGAGAAGAUGUGAAGAAUGGCGAAAGAGUUGGUCGUGUUGUUUCUCUGAUAAAUGUGAAUCAAGACUGGACGCAAUUCACUUGGGAACUUGAGGUGAAGCCUCAAAAUUUCAUGUUAUCUGAUUCAGAAGAGCAUGUAGAAGACGAAGCUGCCCCAAUAUCUCCUGUGAAGGAACCGGCUGUUUCUGUAAGAAGGGGGAAGCGCAAGAUAAAUGAUCCUGGUUCCGAGUCUAGAAAGAACCACAUGCUUUGUCAACGGGUGGCUGAACAUAACAGUGGUGUAUCAAGUGAAAUGAAGACUUUCAUGGAAGGUUUGUUGAUCUCUUCUUUCACCUCUUUAAAGGAAGUGCUGCAGAAGGACAUACAAGAGAAAUUUCAAUAA